ACUGUCAUCAUGUGAUUCCGCAUAAUUUUAUGGUAACAAAUAAUUUCUACAUUUGCUACCUUUGUGUGUGUUUGCAUGUAAAGUGAAACAACUCUUCUAUAUAAAUAGAGGAAGCACAUGCACCACCAUAUAUAUCUACCUUUCUCAUUAAUUUACUGCUUCAAGUGGACUAGCAGUGUAGUAGUGACAAAACUAUAGUAGCAGAAUAGGCUGCAGGCGAGAGACCUUUAUCCAUCCUCAUGGCAAUGAAGGAAAGUGAUAGUACUACCACUACUGCUACAACCACUGCAAGUUUCAAUAAUAGCACUGGGAAUCUGGACAACAAUGGCGGGUGCGAGCCCUGCAGAUCUUUUGGUCAAAAGUGCACUCAUCUUAUGAAGAAGCAGAGGACCAAAUUCUACAUCCUCCGACGUUGCAUAGCAAUGCUUCUCUGCUGGCACGAACGUAACGAUCCCUGAGGAUCCACGAGCUAGCCCACCCUCCUUUAUAUACAGCUGCAGCUGCAGAUUGUUAGUUCUGCUGCUUAAUCUAUUUUCUGUGUUAAUUACUAGUAUUGUUAAUCUACUUAUAUCUUAUCUAGGGACUGUAAUUAAACUGUUCGUCAUGGAAUUAUAAUUAGCC
Molecule: messenger RNA, 621 nt
Organism: Rosa chinensis
Lineage: Eukaryota; Viridiplantae; Streptophyta; Magnoliopsida; Rosales; Rosaceae
Exons: 1
Coding region: 240-458 (72 amino acids)
Biological process (GO): negative regulation of cell population proliferation
Source: RefSeq, a predicted model, not a curated record